AUGGACUCCGCGGUCGCUGCGCAUGCUCUGGCAGAUGCCGCAGCACAGGUCCUGGUGGAUGACAAGGAGAUGCGCCGGGGCCUUGUGCAGACGCUGAGCCGGCUGGGCGACCGCUCCGAGCAACUUGCGGCAAUCGAUGCUCUGAGCGAGAAAGCCCUCGGCCUCACGGGUCGCCGAGCUGCAACCCCCGCCCCCCGACCGCCCUCGUCUUGGGCUGCGGACGGAGGACAUGCAGCCGCGGCAGCGGAACCACAAGACUCCAAUGACGAACUCUUCAUCAUCUGGUCGCCUCUUGUUGACAGCCAUCUUGGCGUGAAACAUGUUGAGGAGCUGCGCACCAAGGAUCGCAGGAGUUUGAUCCUGGAGAUCCCAAGCACCGUGAAGACCUCUUCAUCGCUUCCCUCACUGAACCGCGCUGGUGAGGCGCGUCCGAACGGCUCCAAUCCGAGACAGCGAAGCAAGGCAUUGCCCGACUAUGCGCCGCACCUUCGCAGGUCGGCUUUGAACAUGGGUAUGCCGUCUCAACUGACCACGACAUAUAUGGCCCAAUGCAGCAUUCCGGUUCAGAAAGCGGUGGACCCAAAGUGGUCGACGGAGCUGAAGCGAGCUGAUUGGCGAAAUGCACAGCGGAUUCAGUAUGACAACCGCCUGUCAGCCUCCACCACCGGCUCGAUCUCUCCCGAGAUGCCAUACCUGGUCAGACAUCACUGA
Molecule: messenger RNA, 711 nt
Organism: Symbiodinium sp. CCMP2456
Lineage: Eukaryota; Dinophyceae; Suessiales; Symbiodiniaceae
Source: the annotation of a GenBank genome assembly